CAGGGAGGGUGAGCUGUCAAAGCUGCAACAGGGUUUGGCAAGAGCCACUGAUUUCCUGUGCACAGUCUCCUGGGCCCUCCUGGACUUACUUACAGUGUCACCGCCCUAGAAAGUUCUCAGUGCGAGAAGCAUGACGUCUGCCUAACUGUGCCAAGGCUCUGCAGAAAUCCCCAUCCUGCCAGAGCUCCUCCAGUUCCCAGAGAGAAGUAGACCAGAGCUGAGGAGGCGAUGAGUGGGGUGUAGGCUUGAGCUCUGGAAGCCUUUUAUCUUCAAGAGAAGCCCCUUCACCAGCGAAUGACAGGGGAACUUCUCUGGAUCAAGCUAUGGUGAAAAAUGUUUCGGAAAGGCAAAAAACGACACAGUAGUAGCAGUUCUCAAAGCAGUGAAAUCAGUACUAAGAGCAAGUCUGUAGAUUCCAGUCUUGGAGGCCUUUCUAGAUCCAGCACUGUGGCCAGUCUUGACACAGACUCUACGAAGAGCUCAGGACAAAGCAACAAUAAUUCAGAUACCUGUGCAGAAUUUCGAAUCAAGUAUGUUGGUGCUAUUGAGAAACUGAAACUGUCUGAGGGAGCAAGUCUUGAAGGGCCACUGGACCUAAUAAAUUAUAUAGAUGUUGCCCAGCAAGAUGGAAAGUUACCUUUUGUUCCUCUGGAAGAAGAAUUUAUUAUGGGAGUUUCCAAGUAUGGCAUAAAAGUAUCAACAUCAGAUCAGUAUGAUGUUUUGCAUAGGCAUGCACUGUAUCUAAUCAUCCGGAUGGUAUGUUAUGAUGAUGGUCUCGGGGCAGGAAAAAGCUUAUUGGCUUUGAAGACCACAGAUGCAAGCAAUGAAGAAUAUAGCCUAUGGGUUUAUCAGUGCAACAGCCUGGAACAAGCACAAGCAAUCUGCAAAGUGUUAUCCACUGCUUUUGAUUCUGUAUUGACGUCCGAGAAAUCUUGACUCCUGCAAUCAAGUGGAAGUCAACCUCAUGUGAAAGCUGGACUGUUUCAGCAUGCAGCGUUGAACUGUUGUGGAAAUACGAAAUUGCUCGAGAUUUUUUUAAAUGACAAUCCAAUGUAUCGAUCAUUUGCUUUUCUAUUAAAAUGUAUCUUAUUACCAAUGA
Messenger RNA from Suncus etruscus (white-toothed pygmy shrew), 1099 nucleotides. It is a transcript of the gene ITGB1BP1, whose product is annotated as integrin subunit beta 1 binding protein 1. Gene Ontology annotation, molecular function: integrin binding. The record is from RefSeq and is a predicted model, not a curated record. Gene Ontology annotation, cellular component: cytoskeleton; cell periphery; lamellipodium. The coding region runs from base 334 to 936 and encodes 200 amino acids. Lineage: Eukaryota; Metazoa; Chordata; Mammalia; Eulipotyphla; Soricidae. Gene Ontology annotation, biological process: negative regulation of substrate adhesion-dependent cell spreading; negative regulation of focal adhesion assembly. The transcript has 8 exons.